Lutra lutra (Eurasian river otter) is the source of this 2286-nucleotide messenger RNA. It is a transcript of the gene ANKK1, whose product is annotated as ankyrin repeat and kinase domain containing 1. Gene Ontology annotation, molecular function: protein kinase activity; ATP binding; protein binding. Lineage: Eukaryota; Metazoa; Chordata; Mammalia; Carnivora; Mustelidae. Gene Ontology annotation, biological process: protein phosphorylation; regulation of cell cycle process. The record is from RefSeq and is a predicted model, not a curated record. Gene Ontology annotation, cellular component: cytoplasm.
AUGCCGGCAGGGGCUGUAGUCCCCCCUCCCCGAGUGCCCUGGAAAGGAAGCCGGCUGGGCAGCCUCGCCGUGGUCACCCGCGACGACUUCGAGGGCGCCUGGCGCCGUGUGGCCCGCGGCGGCUUCGACCCGCGCUCCAGGUGCAGCGAGUCCGCCGGUGCCCUCAGCCGGAGGCCGCCAGGUACCUGCCUGCGCCGUUCGAUCCGGAGGGCACAGCCGGAGCUCCCCUGGGAGGGUGCCCCGCCUCCCCACAGCUACCAUGUGGAGCUUCUCAUUGAAGAAGCAGCCAAAAUGGAGAAGAUCAAAUUUCCACACAUCCUGUCCAUCUACGUGUGCGGGGAGCCCCUGGGCACGGUGAUGGAGUUCAUGGCCAGCAGCUCCCUGGAGAAGAUGGUGCCCACACACAGCCUCUCCCAGCAGCUCAAGUUCCACAUCGCCCCGGAGAUCAGCCUGACCAUGAGCCUUCUCCAUAGCAUCAAGCCACCCCUGCUCUUCCGGGACCUCAAGCCAGGCAACCUCCUCCUGGAUAGCAAUAUGCAAGGUAAAGGCCCAAUUUCGGACUUUGGCCUGUCCAAGUGGAUGGAACAGUCCAUCCAGAUGCAGUACAUGGAGAGGUCAGCGCUGUGGGGCACCGUCAGCUACAGCCCUCCUAAGAUGUCCUUGGAAGGUAACAAGGCCCUAGGACCCAAGUACGAUGUGUACAGCUUUGGGAUCGUCAUCUGGGAACUCCUCACUCAGAAGAAACCAUAUUCAGACAUCACAGUCGAGACAGACAUGCUGCUCUCCCUGUUCCAGGGUCCUAUGGCAGACGCCGAGAGCGAGGCUCUGGCCAGGACAGUGCCCUGCCAGCUUCUCCCCCAGCCUGGGGAGGUCAGUGUUGAGGUCAGCCAAGAGCUAACAGACAAGGACUCCGGAGACUACUUGAAGCACGUCCUGGACGAGGAGCUGCAUGGCUGCGAGAACAAAGUCACUCCCCUCACUUCCCGGUGGUGCAGGGCACAGGUGAGGCUGCUGCUAGCUCACGAGGUCCACGUGGACGGCCAGAGCACCUGCGGCUACACGCCCCUCCUCAUCGCUGCGCAGGACCAGCAGCCCGACCUCUGCACCCUGCUCCUGCAGCACGGGGCGGAUGCCAAGCUGGCAGAGGAGGACAGCUGGGCCCCGCUGCCCUUUGUAGCCCAGAGCGGUGGUGACAGCCCCGCGCCCCCACCCCUUGGACCACAGGGCCCAUGUGGGUACCCAGGAGCGCGAGGGUGGACCCCGCCCCACCUGGCCACACAGAACACCUCUGAGAAUGUGGCACGGCUUCUGGCCUCCCGUCAAGCUGACCCCAACCUGCGUGAGGCUGAGGGCAGGACCCCUCUGCACGUGGCUGUCUACUUCGGCCAUGCCAGCCUGGUCAAGCUGCCGACAGGCCCGGGGGCCGAGUGAGCCCAGCAGAGAAACCUGAGCACGCCCCUGCCCCUGGCGGUGGAGCGAGGCGAAGUGAGGGCCAUCCGGCACCUGCUGAAAAGUGGGGCGGCUCCUGAUGCCCUCGACCGGAAGACAGCGGCCACCAGGGGUAAGUGCCUGGCCUGGGAGGUGCUGCUCAGGGAUGGGGCCGGCUUUGAGCUACUGAGCCGGCAGGGCUGGAACCCCCUGCACCUCGCAGCCUACAAGGGCCCCUUGGAGGUUGUCCACCUGCUGGCAGAGAGCCAGGCAAACGUGGGAGCUCCCGGAGGCAUGAAGGGGACACCUCUGCACCUAGCUGCCCGCCACGGGGAGGAGCUGGUGGCGUUGGCGCUAAGGGGCGUCUUCCUGAGCGUCCUCAGCCUCCUGGAGCACCACGCAGAUGCCCAUGCCCGCAGCAAGGCUCCCAGGCGCAGCGGGUCAGACAGGAAGGGCUUUCUGGAAGAUGCAUGCGUGGAAGGAGGACAAGGACACAGCAGGCGGCGGGCAGGGCCUGGACUAGAGGGGCUGGGGCCAGGGACCCCAGAGGCCAGGGAAUGUGGACGAGCAAGUCUCAGGAAGGAGUCAGGGGCCACAGCAUGGGCUCAGAGCCGCCAGGCCUCCAACCAGAAGGAAAAGGCCUCUCCAGAUGCCUUCUCCAUCAGGCUUCUCCCCAGCGGCACUCACCCUGCUGCCUUUGCCAGGUCGCAGAGCUCGGGUGGCACAGAGGGACCAGCCUCUUGCCCUCACCAAUUCCACACCAAGGCGUGCCGCGUCAUUGUUGUCACCUACGUGACCAGCGUUCCCACCCCCAGCCAGGGCUCUGCUGUGGCGAAUGUGCAGUUUGUGCGGCUGUAG